AUGCUGGGUCCCCUUGCUGUCCUGUGUGCCCUCCUGUUUCCCGGUGGUGGAGCAGGACUCAAGCUUGAGCAGACUCCUGUGGUCGUGGGGCGCUUGGGCACCUCGGCCACCCUACCGUGCACAGUGGAUAGCUCAGUCUACUACAUCCACUGGUACUUCCACAGGGAGGGUAUUGCCCCUAGGAGACUCCUUUACAUACACACAUACAGCUCAUCUGUGCAGAGGGAUGCAUCUGUGAACAUGGACAAAGUCAAUGCCAAGAUGCACAAGAACAGUUACAACUGUAACCUGUUGGUGCAGAAGCUGGAGAAGAGCGACGAAGGCAUGUACUACUGCGCUGCCUGGGAAGAUUGGGCUCAUGUUCUUUAUGUUCCAACCACGUUGAAGCAAAUGGUGGAUAAAAGUGCAAGUGAAGACAUUUCCCCCAAACCCACAGUUUUUCUUCCUUCAAUUGCUGAAAUAAAAGUCUGUAAGGCCGGAACAUAUCUUUGUCUUCUUGAAGAUUUUUUCCCUGAUGUUAUCAAGAUAGAUUGGAAAGAAAAGAAUAACAGAACAGUUCUGCAAUCCCAGCACGGAAGCACUAUGAAGCCUAAGGACACAUACAUGAAAUUCAUCUGGCUGACGGUGACUGGAGUGUCCAUGGAUAAAGAACACAAAUGCAUCGUUAACUAUGACAGCGGUAGAGGAGGAGUUAAUCAAGAGACUUUUCCUUCAAUAAAUGAAGAUUUGGUGGCAAGGAUGGAAUCUUAUGUCGACUCCAAAGGGCAUUCAGAAGCAAAGCAAAACACAGAGGUGGUAACCGUGAGCCCUCUAAGUUCACGAUCUUUCCCACCUGGUGCAAGCACUGUGGAACCUGCUGCUAUUAACUCCACAGAAGCUUCCCUGGAUGAUGAAUAUGACCCCCUGCAGGUACAGCUCAUGAACACCUCUGCCUACUAUACCUACCUCCUCCUCCUCCUCAUGAAGAGUCUGACGUACUCCAUCAUCACUGCCAUCUGUUUGCUUGGGGGACCAGCGUUCAGUGAUGAGGAGCUUAGAAACAGCGGUGUGAGCACGGACUCCAGGGCUUACAGCCAGGACAGGGGGCCCGGGAACAGCGCAGGUAGCCUGGCUCUGCUGGAUGCUGGAGCCUCUGCAAGCCAACUCCCCUUGGCGGCACCUAAAGGACAUGGAUAA
Molecule: messenger RNA, 1176 nt
Organism: Nyctereutes procyonoides (raccoon dog)
Lineage: Eukaryota; Metazoa; Chordata; Mammalia; Carnivora; Canidae
Source: RefSeq, a predicted model, not a curated record